AUGGAUAUAAUCGAGUUUUUUGAACACGCAAAUUGUCGAAAUUUGAAAAAUACAAUAAAAUCAAAGGUUCAUAGAAGAUUACAAAGUAUAAGCGAGGUACUCGACGAACGAAGAUUGAUGUUACGGUAUCUAUUAGAAGAAGGCAAUUUAAAAUACUCUAAGGAAUUAGCAUUGCUUGCGAGAGAGCGAAUAGAGAAAGCAGCCAAGGAUCGGGAGGAGUGGUUUGGAAUUCACAGAAUUAAUCGGGAACGAGAGAUUGAGAAAUUUCUCAAGCUUAAACAACUACAGAGAGAAAUGGAGAACUGCGAAACAUGGAGACACAUGCAAAGCAAGUCAUUGCUCUUGAAUACCAAACAAGCCCAGCUGUAUCAGAUCAAGGAGAAGGAGUCACUGCGUGAGAAGGACAAGGAAAUUCAACAAAUGUGGCAUGAUGUUAGUCAACGAUAUUAUGAAGAAAAGGCAAAACAGCAUAACCUUGAAGUCAAACUAUUGAAAUCGAUUUCAGGACUUAAUCAAGCCGUAAAUUUAAAAAAUAGAGAAUGUCAAGAUCGAAGGAAGGAAAUCGCGAGGGAAACGGCUAAAGCUGAGUUUGCCAUGGAGUAA
This is a messenger RNA of Ceratitis capitata (Mediterranean fruit fly), 603 nucleotides long. RefSeq lists its product as uncharacterized. Bases 1 to 603 code for a protein of 200 amino acids. The record is from RefSeq and is a predicted model, not a curated record. NCBI's taxonomy places the organism in Eukaryota, Metazoa, Arthropoda, Insecta, Diptera, Tephritidae. The transcript has 5 exons.